Molecule: messenger RNA, 1217 nt
Organism: Rhodamnia argentea
Lineage: Eukaryota; Viridiplantae; Streptophyta; Magnoliopsida; Myrtales; Myrtaceae
Product: stearoyl-[acyl-carrier-protein] 9-desaturase, chloroplastic-like
Exons: 3
Coding region: 9-1217 (402 amino acids)
Biological process (GO): defense response; fatty acid biosynthetic process
Cellular component (GO): chloroplast stroma
Molecular function (GO): stearoyl-CoA 9-desaturase activity; stearoyl-[ACP] desaturase activity
Source: RefSeq, a predicted model, not a curated record
AGAGGUAAAUGGCCCUCCAACUCAGUCCAUUUCUCAUUUCCAAUACCAUGAAGCCACUUUCCUUUAAGUUGCCUCCAAUCGCCGAUCGCAGCCAUGGAUCUCCCAAGUCCAUGCUUGUAACAAACCAUAAGAAAUUUUACGUCCGGUGCAGGAAAGUUGAGAACGUCAAGAAGCCUUCCAUUCCUCGCCAGAAGGCACAUGUUCAGGUAACACACUCCAUGCCGCCCGAAAAGAUCGAAAUAUUCAAGUCCCUGGAGGGUUGGGCCGAGAAGAAUGUCUUGGUUCACUUGCAACCGGUCGAGAAUUGCUGGCAGCCACAGGACUUUCUGCCGGAUGCCGCAUCAGAUGGGUUUGAAGAACAAGUUAGGGAACUUAGGGAGAGGGCUAGGGAAGUCCCUGAUGACUACUUUGUUGCUUUGGUUGGAAGCAUGAUAACAGAAGAAGCCCUUCCUACUUAUCAGUCAGUGCUCAAUACAUUGGACGGAACUAGAGACAAGACAGCUUCGAGCCUAACACCUUGGGCCAUUUGGACAAGGGCGUGGACCGCAGAAGAGAACAGACACGGUGACCUCCUCAACAAGUAUUUGUACCUGUCCGGACGAGUGGACAUGAAGCGAAUUGAGAAAACUAUUCAACAUCUGAUCGGGGCAGGGAUGGAUCCUCGAACGGAAAACAGUCCCUAUCUCCUCUUCAUAUACACUUCAGUUCAAGAAAGAAUGACAUCUAUUGCUCACGGAAAUACCGGCAGGCUUGCCAAGGCACACGGGGACGUGAAAUUGGCUCAAAUCUGUGGGACAAUUGCAUCAGAUGAGAAACGCCACGAAGCAGCCUAUACAAAAAUCAUGGAGAAGCUCUUUGAGAUCGAUCCAGAUGCUGCUGUCUUCGCACUUGCCGACAUGAUGAGAAAGAGGAUCACUGUGCCGUCACAUCUGAUGUAUGACGGUUGUGACGACAACAUCUUCUCCCAUUACUCGGCCGUUGUGCAGAGGCUCGGCAUUUACACAGCAAAGGACUAUGCAGAUGUUCUCGAGUUUCUGGUGGGAAGGUGGAAGGUGGAGGAUCUGACCGGACUUUCGGCGGAGCGAAGGAGAGCCCAGGAUUACGUCUGUGGUUUGACUCCGAAAAUUAGAAGGCUGCAGGAGAGAGCUCGGGAAAGGGCCGAGGAAGCACUCACUAUUCCCUUCAGCUGGAUUUCUGAUAGAAAAGUGAAGCUUUAG